GAGAAAUCUAACUUGUUUGUGUUACACUUACAAACUCUGUAGAGACACGAUGUGGCUGAAAGAAUUUGUCAUGGUGGUCUAACGGAGGAGAAGAGGAAAAAGAAGGUCUACAUGACUGGAGACGUCACUGGAUGUAUGAUACUUGUCAAAGUGGUUUCAUCUCCAGUUACAUAAAUGGACCAUCAAGGGAAGACCUUAACACUGAAGACUAUUUUUGUUAUUUUGAUUGUACAGUUGUGCUUAGCCAUUAUUUUAUAUUCAUUUUAUAACUAUGAAAAUCGCUCAGUGUCUAGUUAUGAAUUUUCCUAUACAAGUAUACAUCAAGAACUGGCUAAUGACACGAAGAUCAUCCUUGUUUGGACCUGGCCAUUUGGUGACACAUUUCCACUUAAUGAAUGUCCACCAUACACUAAUAUUUCUGGAUGCUUUUACACAGCUAACAGAACCUUGUAUUCUUCUGCAGAUGCAAUUGUUAUGCAUCACAGAGAUGUAUGUUAUUCCAGGAAACAGUUACCUCAGAUACCAAAACCACCAAAUCAGUAUUGGAUAUGGUUUAACUUGGAGUCUCCAUCACACAGCCCAAACUUGCAUUUUAUGGAUAAUCUGAUCAAUCUCACAAUGUCUUUUAGAGCUGAUUCAGAUAUUUUCUCACCUUAUGGCUGGCUAGAGCUGAAUCAACGAGAAGAGAACUUCACAAUUCCUCCAAAGACUAAAUUGGUGGCCUGGGCAAUCAGUAACUGGAACCCAAAAUCUAAUAGAGUACGGUAUUACAAAGAGCUCAAAAAAUUUCUUCCUGUAGACAUAUAUGGAAGACAGCAUUUAGCUCUCCCAACAAAUGAACAUGAAAAAACAUUGUCCAAGUAUAAGUUUUAUCUCGCCUUUGAAAACUCAAUUCAUGAAGAUUAUAUUACAGAGAAACUCUGGAAGAAUGCAUUGAAAUCUGGUUGUGUGCCAGUUGUAUUGGGACCGCCUCGAAAAAAUUAUGAGCGUUUUAUUCCGAAAGACUCUUUUCUACAUGUUGAUGACUUCUCCACACCUGAAGAGCUUGCUAAAUAUAUCUUAAAGUUGGACAGUGAUGACAAAGCUUACCAGCAGUAUUUUACAUGGAGGUCCAGACUUCAUCCCGCUGCAGAUACUAACUGGCAGACCCAUUACUGCAGAGUAUGUAAAGCAAUAAAAGAAGCUCCUGCAUACAAAACUAUUUCAAAACUUGGAGAAUGGUACAAAUAAUUACAGGGUGGUUUCUCAGGUUGUUUCUAUAUUAGCUGAAAUUCAGUAUGAAAAUAUUCAAUUUUUAGGCAAUUCUAAUCACAUGUUGCAUUUUUGCAGUUCGGUGCAUUUUUUCAUAAGCUUCUGUAUAUGAAAUAAAGAAAAAAAUACAAAAAAAUACUUGUCUAAGGAGAAACACUUGUACAAAAUCAAAUGAAAUUUAUGGCAUUUUUUGCAAGCCACUAAAACUGUGAAGAAACCACUGCAGUUUUAUCAGCACUGACAUAACACAGUCAGGCCUCUUUCACACAACCAUUUUUUCUUUUCAUUUUUCAUUUCUUCUUUUGCGUUCCGUUUACGGUCCAUAUACGGAAACCAUUCAUUUCAACGGUUCCGCAAAAAAAAAAAAA
Bufo gargarizans (Asiatic toad) is the source of this 1619-nucleotide messenger RNA. RefSeq names its product 4-galactosyl-N-acetylglucosaminide 3-alpha-L-fucosyltransferase FUT6-like. The transcript is spliced from 2 exons. Lineage: Eukaryota; Metazoa; Chordata; Amphibia; Anura; Bufonidae. Bases 175 to 1230 code for a protein of 351 amino acids. Gene Ontology annotation, molecular function: alpha-(1->3)-fucosyltransferase activity. The record is from RefSeq and is a predicted model, not a curated record. Gene Ontology annotation, cellular component: membrane.